CUGCCUGCCUGCCGGCCGGAGUAGCAUUCCCGCCCAGCGCGCUGAGGGCGUAGUUGGCUUCCGGGAAUAGGCGUAGAUAUUUUCGAGGGCCGCAGUUUGCGCAGCAUUGGGCCGCCCGUAACGUAACCGAAGCGGGUUGGGGCGGCGGCAGCCAUUUUGUGCCGGGAGCCCGGAGGAAGAAGACGUUGGUGUCUCCACACUUCACGGGCCCUGGAGCCGACCGAGAGCCCCGCCGUUCCCUCUGCUGACGUCCAGCGGGUCUCUGACCCACUGACCACUUCUUCUCCUUUUGUAUCCCACCAAAGAAGCGAGGUGGCGCAAAGCGAAUCCUCCGAGGCACAGCCGCCUCUGGCUGGACCCUCUCCCCGUACCCCCAGUCCCUCGCCGUCCCCACGGCCGGCGUUCCGUUGCCUCUCUCCCACCCCUCCGGGUGCGAUGAGAGGCUUCGGGGACCGGGGCCGCGACCGAGACCGCGGCGGGUUUGGAGCAAGUCGUGGAGGUCCCCUUCCUCCAAAGAAAUUUGGUAAUCCAGGGGAACGUUUACGGAAGAAAAAAUGGGAUUUAAAUGAGCUGCCCAAGUUUGAGAAGAAUUUUUACGUGGAGCAUCCAGAAGUGGCCAGGCUUACUCCAUAUGAGGUUGAAGAGUUGCGCCGAAAGAAGGAGAUAACAAUUCGAGGAAUGGAGGGCUGUCCCAAGCCUGUGUUUGCUUUCCACCAGUGUAGCUUUCCGCAGUAUGUGAUGGAUGCCUUGAUGGACCAGAACUUCACAGAACCCACUCCAAUUCAAUGCCAAGGCUUUCCACUAGCCCUCAGUGGUCGUGAUAUGGUGGGCAUUGCGCAGACUGGCUCUGGGAAGACACUGGCAUACUUGUUGCCUGCAAUUGUUCACAUUAACCACCAGCCCUAUUUGGAGAGAGGGGAUGGCCCAAUUUGUCUGGUUCUAGCACCCACCAGAGAGUUGGCUCAGCAAGUGCAGCAGGUGGCUGAUGAUUACGGCAAAUGUUCAAGGCUGAAGAGUACCUGCAUAUAUGGAGGAGCACCCAAAGGGCCCCAAAUCAGAGAUCUAGAAAGAGGUGUGGAGAUUUGCAUUGCUACACCGGGUCGUUUGAUUGACUUCCUUGAGGCAGGAAAGACCAACCUUCGCCGCUGUACGUACCUGGUGCUGGAUGAAGCAGACAGGAUGUUGGACAUGGGAUUUGAACCCCAAAUUCGUAAAAUUGUUGACCAGAUUAGGCCUGACAGACAGACUCUGAUGUGGAGUGCCACCUGGCCAAAAGAAGUGCGCCAGCUCGCAGAGGACUUCCUGCAGGACUAUGUUCAGAUCAAUGUUGGAAACUUGGAGCUGAGUGCCAACCACAAUAUCCUGCAGAUAGUGGAUGUGUGCAUGGAAAGCGAGAAAGACCAUAAGCUGAUACAACUGAUGGAAGAAAUCAUGGCAGAGAAGGAAAACAAGACUAUCAUCUUUGUGGAGACAAAGAGGCGAUGUGAUGAUCUCACUCGAAGGAUGCGCAGAGAUGGUUGGCCAGCUAUGUGUAUCCAUGGAGACAAGAGUCAGCCAGAAAGAGAUUGGGUGCUUAAUGAGUUUCGUUCUGGAAAGGCUCCUAUCCUCAUUGCUACCGACGUUGCAUCUCGUGGGCUAGACGUGGAAGACGUUAAAUUUGUGAUAAACUACGACUAUCCGAACAGCUCUGAAGAUUAUGUGCACCGUAUUGGCCGUACCGCACGUAGUACCAACAAAGGUACUGCCUACACCUUCUUCACCCCAGGAAACCUGAAACAAGCCAGGGAGCUUAUCAAGGUGUUGGAAGAAGCCAAUCAAGCCAUCAAUCCAAAGCUGAUGCAGCUUGUGGACCACAGAGGAGGAGGUGGUGGCGGUGGAGGAGGUCGCUCUCGUUACCGAACGAGCAGUUCAGUAAACAACCCUAACCUGAUGUACCAGGAAGAGUGUGACAGGAGGCUCCGGGGAGUGAAAGAGGGCCGGAGAGACUCAGGUGGCUUCAGAGACCGUGAGCGUGGUGACAGUUACGCCAACGGAGCCAACAAGACCUAUGGCAGUGCCUACGGGAGCCCAAAUUCUGCUUUUGGGGCGGCGCAGAGCCAGUAUGGUUACGCUCAAGGGAGCUAUGGAGCAGCUGCCUAUGGCACGAGUGGCUAUGGCACUGCAGAGUACAGUGCUAGCGGCUAUGGUGCCAGCACCACAGCUGCCACAGCUGGGAGAACCUCACAGAGCACUACCCAACAGCAGUAUGCAGGGAUGGUGGGGCGCACGGGCCAGCAGCCCCAGCCCCUCAUGUCACAACAGUUUCCUCAGCCCCCUGCCACUAAUGUGAUGGGCUAUAUGGGACAGACUGCCACCUACCAGUACCCGCCCCCUCCUCCACCCCCUCCCCCCACCCGCAAAUGAAACCACUCAGUGUAGACCUCUUGCAUUUAAAGGAACCUUUUCUUUCUCUUCUUUCCCAUUGUGAUGUCUCUCUCACGCAGGUUAGACUUAGAAUUCACCAUUCAGAUCCCUUGAGCCCAUCAAAAAACGGCCCCCAGUCCACAUGACUCACCCUGUCCUCUUCAUUUUUUUUGUUGCUGUUCUUUCUUUUUUUUUUUUUAAGAGAUAUAUAUAGUUGACUGGAAAAUGUAUUAUUUUUUGUCUUGCAUGUUGAGGAAAUUGGAAAUUUUAUUUUCUCUUAAAGGGUAUAAGGCAGAUAGGUCCCAGCUCCAUCGUCUUGAUGUCAAAGGUUUGUAGGGGGCGGGGGAAGAAAACAACUUGGCUUUUGAGGGGAGAAAGUUUCCAUUCUGUAACAUGUGAACUUAAUUUCAGGAAGUUAUUGAGAGAGGUGGGAAACUGGGGAGCCAAAAAGCACUUCAUUGAAAAUGAUAAAUGCAAGGGAGCAAUGCUCACUUCUCCUAAUCUUAAUUUCUUUUUUGAUUAAAUAGCUCACUUUUACCACUUGUAGUCUGUCGUAGGUGGCUUCUGUAGGAAAACUCUGCUCCUUUGCCUGAGCUGGGCGGUGUUCAGAGUAAUGCCCCAGGUACAGCUCUAUCUUCUGGUACCCUCAGCAGCCCGCAGUAAGGAAGUUGGGGUUAAACCAAACCCCCCCAGUGUCAGAGACCAAACCUCUCUUGGAUUCAGUACCUGAAAAGCAGGUAGCUGCUGCAGGUCCUGCUGCUGGAACCAGCCAAGCAAGUCCUUUCCCUACCGUGGUUCAGUUGCAGCGUGGCAAACACGCGGAGCCGCGGUUACUCAUCACUUAGUUUCUGCUCUCAAAUUGCCAUUGUUGGGUUUAGUGGGAGGAGUCUUUGUGAGCCCAGAAACUAAAUGGAGCUGAGAUGAUGGGGGAACGUGUCUCGUUUCAUCACCAACGAGGUACCUGUUGCCACAGGGGAUGUUCUGAACGCCGCUACGCUGAAUAAAAUGUGACGGAGUUUUCAACACUUAAGAGGUUUGGGGCAGGGGGUGGUGGGGGGAGGGCAAGGGAAGGAAGGGAGAAGGAAGGAGGAGAUUGCCUGAAAUCUCCUCUCCAUGAGGUAAGCGGUGAGCUGGUUAGCACAUCUCAAUUCUGAAGCUUGCUUUCUUUUAUACCUUGCUCUGACUGCUGCUCUUUCUGGCUUUUGAGUGCAUUUCCCUGCUCCACUGGUCCCUCUGAGCUGAGCUCUCGCAGGUAGGUAGCAUUUUAGAAAAUGUUAGAGAAGAGUGACAUUUUAGUCAAUACUUAAAUAAAACUUGUUUAUUUUACAGGCUGAGGUGGGUGUGAGGGGGUUUCCCCUUUAGUAAAGCAUGUUGUUGACUUGUUAUUUCUCAUACCAGACGGUUCAGAAGACAGUAGAUGGUAACAGGAGUUGGCUGCUCUUGAGCUGAUAAUGGGACAAGAGAAUGGAGACGUCUCGUGGGCUGUGAGGUGGAAUCUUGGGUUGGGGCUUUUUCUGUUGCAUGGACAAGGCAGCCUCCUGCUCUUGGAGCAGAGUGGGAUUUCUUAGAGCCUGGGGAAAGAGCUUGCUCAUGCAGAAGUUACGUCUCCUUUAAAUUGAGUUUCUUCCCAAGUAAAAUCUGGGGAGGUGAAUGUGCUUUGCUUUUUUUGUUUUUCUUUUUUCUUGGUGCAGUACACAGGUAGGUUGCUGACACAUUGGGGACAGGGAGAGAUCUUCCAUAACUACUCCUGUCUACUCAUUUCAGUGCUUGGGCGGGAAGUUCCUUUGCUUGUGUUAAGUGAAAGCCAGAAACAUUUCCUUUACCCAGGCACUGACUGGUGUGUCUUUGGCCUCUCUCACAAGCAAAUACAGAGCUUUAAUUUGGUUUGGGUUUUGGUGGGUUUUUUUCCUUUCAAAAUAUGUGAGUUGACUGCAGAAAUGUGUUUGAGGGGUGUAGGAGUUAGGACAUCUCACUGACUGGUGUUGAAAAGGGUCUCUGGACCACCCCAGCUGCCUUACAGCCAGCUCUGGCUUUCAGUUCUUUUCGUUUUUUGGGGGAAGACGGGACUUGUGCACAUGUAAAGAUCCCUGCCAAGUCUCACAGUGCUUUAUUCUGCCAUUGAGGUCAGCUGAAGUCCAGGGUCAUGGUUCAGUUCCAGAAGUUAUCAACGCACCGCAGCACGUGCGGCCCCCGUCCCACCUGGUGCUCGCUGCUCUGUUCCAUAUCCCAGCUGGAGGGCCCUUGUUGAUAUAAAAGCAUUAGCAUCUAGUAUUGUUUGCGUUGUUUUCCGAUCUGUAACAAGUUAGUGGGAGUUGUUGGGUGUCUCCUCCCCUCCCACUUCCUGAAGCGAUUUACUGUUUGGACUUCUCUGAAGGAUGGAAGGGUCAGUGGCUUUGUUGGGGGAUCAGCAUCUCGUUUCACACGCCUGCUGGUCUCUGAACACAUUCCUGUUGUAUUAAUGAAGACUUGAAUUGAGAGAUUCAUAGAUCUGUGGUGUUCAGACACAGGAUACGAAGAGCUAUGUUACUGUUCUUAGUUUGUAAAUUGUCCUUUUGAUACCAUCUUGUUUUCUUUUGUAGGUAUAAAUAAAAAACACUGUUGUCAAUAAA
Messenger RNA from Colius striatus (speckled mousebird), 5012 nucleotides. RefSeq names its product DEAD-box helicase 17 (gene DDX17). The record is from RefSeq and is a predicted model, not a curated record. Gene Ontology annotation, cellular component: cytoplasm; ribonucleoprotein complex; nucleus. The transcript has 13 exons. Gene Ontology annotation, biological process: alternative mRNA splicing, via spliceosome. NCBI's taxonomy places the organism in Eukaryota, Metazoa, Chordata, Aves, Coliiformes, Coliidae. Gene Ontology annotation, molecular function: RNA binding; RNA helicase activity; ATP binding. The coding region runs from base 436 to 2403 and encodes 655 amino acids.